AUGGCCAUUGAGGUCAGCACCUCGGUCACCACACAGUGGACCUUCGUCCUGGCCCUGACCGCUCUUUUCCUCAGCGCCGUCGUCGUCCUGCAGAUCCUGUCGCAAUACGCCAAGGCCUACAUGGUCGCCCCCGCCGAGGUCCUCAACUUUGUCGACGCCGCAGACUCAUCCGUACAGGAGAAUGAGAGCUAUGACCGCGACGUGUCCCGCGUCCAGCGUCUGGACGACAAGCUGAGGCUGGGCCGCCUGCUCCGCGAGAUCCAGAGAGUUGGUGAUGACCUUCGCGAGGAGCUCAGCGCCAUGCUCUUGUCCGAGCCCGGGGGUGUCGGAUCCGACGGGAUGAGCGACCUCGACUUGAGGCUGAAGGCGACAGCCAGGGUACUGUGGGCUUCCAAGCGGAAGGGGCUGGAGGACAAGGUCCGGCGCCUGGAUAUGUUACGUAUGCGGUUUCUGGUCGUCUACCUGGGCAUCGUCGCCAACUCCGGCCUGGAGAAGAACCUGGAGAAGAACCAGGAGAAGAAGACGCCCAACAAGAACCCGGAGAAGAUCGGCAACCGGCUGUUCGAAGACGAGUUCGCAGCACGACCACAGCUGAACCGCGCCCUCACGGAGGGCAUCAAAAAGAAGCCGGUGCUCCGCCGGCUCAGCGUUGCCCAAGGCCACAGCGACAACGUCAAGCCGGGCCCCAAGGUGGGCUGGGGCAACGUGAUGAGGGAACUGCAGCUAUCACCACUGCUGCACAAGCGGCACGCCAGCAUCGAGAAGGCCAUGUCCUCGCCAGGCUCCUCAUGA
Diaporthe amygdali is the source of this 792-nucleotide messenger RNA. RefSeq lists its product as uncharacterized. The transcript has a single exon. NCBI's taxonomy places the organism in Eukaryota, Fungi, Ascomycota, Sordariomycetes, Diaporthales, Diaporthaceae. The record is from RefSeq and is a predicted model, not a curated record. The coding region runs from base 1 to 792 and encodes 263 amino acids.